AUGCAGGCCCAGCAACAGCGCCAACAGCAACAAGGACAGCAGCAGCAAAAUGGCCAGCUCCCACAAGAACAGAAUGGCGCUCUCAAUGGCAGCGCUGCUGUCCAGCCCACCAACGGCGCUGCUCAACAACCUACACCUCAGCAGCCGUCAUCGGGCGUGUCCAAGGAGGCACUCUUGUCUAACGACCAGCAGAACACCUUGCGCCAACAGCUAUCCGCCUUUAACUACCUGCAGAAGAACAUGCCCAUUCCUCAGAAUAUUCAAGACUCUCUGUUCCAAUCCCAGAAGACUACCGCUGCCGACCCAUCAAAACCUGCCUCGCCCGCAACACAAGCAUCCACCAAGACCCACCGCUUCCAGUCCUUCAAGGACCCUCACGCCUUGAUCCCCAGUACUAUCUCAUAUCUCGACCACACGCGCCGCGACCAGCGCCAGAUCAUACCCAGUAUCAUGCCUUUGGGCAUUGAUGUCGACAGAGCACGUGAAGAGAGGGAAGCCAUUAUGUACAACCGCAUUAUGGCGCGUAAGAGUGAACUGGACAAACUUCCUGCAAACAUUGGGUCUUGGGACACAACCUCGUCCACUGUCCCUGUUGACAAUGGCAGGCUGAAGCUCAAGGCUCUCAUCGAGCACAAGAUGCUGAACCUGCUCCCCAAGCAGCGCCAAAUGAGAGCAAACGUGAGUCGUGAGAUGAUGCAGUCGGACAACCUCGCCAUGACUGCCAACCGUGCUCUUUACCGCCGCAUCAAGAAGCAAUCUCUGCGCGAAGCUCGCAUCACCGAGAAGCUCGAGAAGCAACAGCAAGAUGCCCACGAGUCAAAAGAGAAGAAGAAGCACAACGACUUCCUUCGCUCCGUGUUGUCUCACGGCAGCGAACUCAAGGCCUCGGCUGCGAACCAGCGAACAAGGAUCCAAAAGCUGGGCCGCCUCAUGCAGACCACUCACGCCAACAUCGAGAAGGAAGAACAAAAGCGCAUCGAAAGAACCGCCAAGCAACGUCUGCAAGCCCUCAAGGCCAACGACGAAGAAACUUACCUCAAGCUGCUUGGUCAGGCAAAAGACAGCCGUAUUUCUCACCUGCUCAAGCAGACCGAUGGUUUCCUGGACCAACUAGCCGCUUCCGUCAAAGAGCAGCAACGUGGAGCUGCUCGCAGAUACGGACAUGUCGAAGAGGAAGAGGAAGAGGAAGACGAAGUUGAUGGAGAUGAUGAAGACGGCGAGGGCAAGUCAAGGAAGGUCGACUACUACGAAGUUGCCCACAAGAUCAAGGAAGAAGUCACUAAGCAAGCUGAUAUUCUGGUUGGUGGUACUUUGAAGGAGUACCAGCUCAAGGGUCUCCAGUGGAUGAUUUCACUCUACAACAACAACCUCAACGGUAUCCUCGCUGAUGAGAUGGGUCUGGGAAAGACUAUCCAAACAAUCAGUUUGAUCACCUACCUUAUUGAAAAGAAGCGCCAGCCUGGACCUUACCUGGUCAUUGUACCUCUGAGUACUCUGACCAACUGGAACAACGAGUUCGACAAGUGGGCCCCCUCUGUUUCGAAGAUUGUCUACAAGGGGCCACCUGCGCAAAGAAAGACCCAUCAGAACCAAAUAAGAUACGGCAACUUCCAGGUCUUGCUUACGACAUACGAAUUUAUCAUCAAGGACAGACCCGUACUCAGCAAGAUCAAGUGGUUGCACAUGAUCGUUGAUGAAGGUCAUCGUAUGAAGAAUGCCAACUCGAAGCUGAGCAGUACCAUUACUCAGUACUACACGACACGUUAUCGUCUGAUCUUGACUGGUACUCCUCUUCAAAACAACCUUCCUGAACUGUGGGCUCUUCUCAACUUCGUCCUCCCUACCAUCUUUAAAUCGGUCAAAUCGUUUGAUGAAUGGUUCAACACUCCUUUCGCCAACACAGGUGGACAGGACAAGAUGGAGCUGUCAGAAGAAGAGCAGCUGCUUGUUAUUCGUCGUCUUCACAAGGUUCUUCGACCUUUCCUUCUCCGACGUCUCAAGAAGGAUGUCGAGAAAGACCUGCCCGACAAGCAGGAGCGUGUCAUCAAGUGUAACUUCUCAGCACUUCAAGCCAAGUUGUACAAACAGCUUGUCAGUCACAACAGGCUUAUGGUCAGCGAUGGCAAGGGUGGAAAGACUGGUCUACGCGGUCUCAGCAACAUGCUUAUGCAGUUGAGAAAGCUUUGCAACCAUCCUUUCGUCUUCGAAGAAGUCGAGGAUCAGAUCAAUCCUGGCAGAGGUACGAACGACACACUGUGGCGUACAGCUGGAAAGUUUGAGCUUCUCGACAGAAUCUUGCCUAAGUUUGAAAAGUCUGGUCAUCGUGUCUUGAUGUUCUUCCAGAUGACACAAAUCAUGAACAUUAUGGAAGAUUUCUUGCGUCUACGCGGUCUUCAGUACUUGCGUCUGGAUGGAUCGACUAAGGCUGAUGACCGCAGUGAGCUCCUCAGAAUCUUCAACGCGCCCGAUUCGCCUUACUUCUGUUUCUUGCUAUCGACCCGUGCCGGUGGUCUCGGUUUGAACUUGCAGACUGCCGAUACUGUCAUUAUCUACGAUUCUGAUUGGAACCCUCACCAGGAUCUUCAGGCACAGGAUCGUGCUCAUCGUAUUGGUCAGAAGAACGAAGUCCGCAUCCUACGUCUCAUCAGUUCCAACUCUGUGGAAGAGAAGAUUCUCGAACGUGCCAACUACAAGCUUGAUAUGGAUGGCAAAGUUAUUCAAGCUGGUAAAUUCGAUAAUAGAUCAACCAAUGAAGAACGUGAUGAGAUGCUUCGUGUCAUGUUGGAAUCUGCCGAAGCAGCCGAAGCAUUCGAACAGGAGGAGAUGGACGACGAUGAUCUGAACAUGAUCAUGAUGCGUUCGGAGGAGGAGUUGCAACUCUUCCAACAGAUGGAUCGUGAACGUUACAAGGAGCAGAAGUAUGGUCCUGGAAAGAAGCUUCCUCGUCUCAUGUCUGAAGCUGAGCUUCCUGACAUCUACGUCAACGAAGACAACCCGAUUGAAGAGAUUGUCGAAGUCGCUAUGGGUCGUGGUAACCGCGAGCGUGCCAAGGUUAAGUACGAUGACGGUCUUACCGAGGAACAAUGGCUCGAAGCUGUCGACAACAGUGACGAUGAUAUCGAGUCCGCCGUUGCUCGUAAGCAGGCGCGUAUCAACAAACGUGCUGGUAACAAGGAGAAGAGGCUCCGUGGCGAAGAAGGUUUGGACGACACGCCUCCGCCAGACUCUCGCGCCAGUUCAGAAUCACCUCAGCCCAAGAAACGCGGUCGCAAGCCCAAGGCAGAGACGCAGAAGCGCAAGGCCGAGGAAGAGGUCGAAGCACCUCAACCGAGAAAGCGCGGCCGUCAAGCUAAGGUGCCCGAUAUGCUGCCACCGACUGAACGUGAGCAUCUGCAAGCUGUUCUCGAUACGGUGCACGAUACACUCAUGGACUUGGAAGAGGUGUCAUCAGAUCCUGACCUAGCGAACAGAGGGAUCAUCGACCCCUUCAUCGAGCUUCCUCCUCAGAAGCACUACCCUGAUUACUACCAGCUCAUCCGUAAUCCCAUCUGCAUGGAGCAGAUUCAGAAGAAGAUCAACAAGAAGCAGUACCAGAACCUGCGUCAAUUCAGACAGGACAUCAAGCAACUGUGCGACAACUGCAGAACUUACAACGAGGAUGGCAGUAUUCUGUAUCAAGACGCAAACCUGAUUGAGGAAACCGCUGUCAAGAAGCUCGCCGAAGAGACGGCCAAGUAUCCCGAGUUUGCUGAUUGGGAAACUGAGACUGGCAACACACGACCAGUGUCGAAUGCAGGCACACCCCAGCCACGUGUCAAGCUGAGUCUUGGUGGCCGUAAGAGCCGUGGUGGUACCGAGUCCAUGGCACAGAGCGACGACGACGAAUAG
This is a messenger RNA of Aureobasidium melanogenum CBS 110374, 3888 nucleotides long. RefSeq names its product chromatin remodeling complex SWI/SNF component SWI2. Gene Ontology annotation, cellular component: nucleus. The record is from RefSeq and is a predicted model, not a curated record. The transcript is spliced from 2 exons. Gene Ontology annotation, molecular function: ATP-dependent chromatin remodeler activity; histone binding; DNA binding. NCBI's taxonomy places the organism in Eukaryota, Fungi, Ascomycota, Dothideomycetes, Dothideales, Saccotheciaceae. Gene Ontology annotation, biological process: positive regulation of transcription by RNA polymerase II. The coding region runs from base 1 to 3888 and encodes 1295 amino acids.